Nestor notabilis (Kea) is the source of this 1507-nucleotide messenger RNA. RefSeq names its product cysteine and histidine-rich domain (CHORD) containing 1 (gene CHORDC1). Lineage: Eukaryota; Metazoa; Chordata; Aves; Psittaciformes; Psittacidae. The transcript is spliced from 10 exons. The record is from RefSeq and is a predicted model, not a curated record. The coding region runs from base 277 to 927 and encodes 216 amino acids.
UGCACAUACCAUCCAGGUGUGCCAGUCUUUCAUGAUGCUCUCAAAGGUUGGUCAUGUUGUAAGAGAAGAACAACAGACUUUUCUGACUUCUUAAGCAUUGUGGGCUGUACAAAGGGUCUUCAUAACAGUGAGAAGCCUCCUGAGCCUGUUAAACCAGAAGUCAAAACUACCUCUGAACGAAAGGAGCUAGCUGAACUGAAACCCAGAUUUCAGGAACACAUAAUUCAGGCACCAAAACCAUUGGAAACAAUUAAAAGGCCAAGCCCAGAUGAGCCAAUGACAAAUUUGCAGCUGAAAGUGUCAGCUUCCUUGAAGCAAGCACUAGAUAAACUGAAGCUGUCAUCAGAAAAUGAAGAGAAAAAAGAGGAAGACAGUGAUGAAAUCAAGAUUGGGACAGCAUGUAAAAAUGCAGGCUGUUCAAAAACGUACGAAGGACCACAGAGCACAGAAGAAGUAUGUAUAUACCAUUCUGGUGUACCUAUAUUCCAUGAAGGGAUGAAGUAUUGGAGCUGUUGUAAAAGAAAAACAUCUGACUUCAAUACAUUUUUAGCUCAAGAAGGCUGCACAACAGGAACGCACGUAUGGACUAAAAAGGAUGAGGGUAAGAAAGUAGUUCCAUGCAGGCACGAUUGGCACCAGACUGGAGGAGAAGUGACUAUUUCUGUAUAUGCUAAAAACUCUGUUCCUGAUCUGAGCUACGUAGAAGCAAAUAGCACAAUGUUAAAUAUCCAUAUCGUAUUUGAAGGAGAUAAGGAAUUUCAUCGCAGUGUGAAACUAUGGGGAGUAAUCGAUGUAAAGAGGAGUUACGUGAACAUGACAGCUACAAAGAUCGAGCUUACUAUGAGAAAAGCAGAGCCCCUAUUAUGGGCAAGUCUUGAAUUACCAGUAUCCAACACACAACAACAAAAAGAGAAUUCAGAUCAAUAAUGAUACCAAGAGACAAGUUAUUUCCCCUUAUGAAGUGGUGACUUGCUACUGUAAUCAAAUAUUUUAACUUUUAUAUAGAGUCAUUUUUUUAUGCUAGAGCAUAUGUUCCAUUAUACAAAGAAAUUUGAUGUACAGUAAAUGGGGGUGUAAACUUGAAGGGUAAUAGCUAUUUCUGCUCUUGCUCCCAUGAGUAUAUUUAUGCUAGUUGAAGUGUCUCCAUGGGGAUCUAGAGUAAAAAGAGCUAUUGCCCUUUGCUUACAAUCUUACCUACCAUGUACUGACUAUCCAAAUAGAUGUGAUCUCAGUCCACUGUGUGUGCUGAUUUUUCAAGUAUUCAGUUUAGACUGGGUCUGCUGGGUGGCACAUAUUAGAUUCAGUACUGUUCAGUGUGAAGCAUCCAGUAACACAGAUACAAAAAUCUGAGUUUAUGAAGUGAUUAGCGUGCAGUUCUACAUCUAGAAUAAAAAGGCACAUAAAUAUCAAAAACCAGCUGUAGACUUGCAAUUCCAUCUUGUGAAACUAAAGUUUCUUUCAAUACUGAUUGGCUGUGGAGGGAUGGAAUAAACAGUAUUUUGCUAAG